Molecule: messenger RNA, 6393 nt
Organism: Alligator mississippiensis (American alligator)
Lineage: Eukaryota; Metazoa; Chordata; Crocodylia; Alligatoridae
Gene: TMEM45A
Product: transmembrane protein 45A
Exons: 7
Coding region: 345-1172 (275 amino acids)
Source: RefSeq, a predicted model, not a curated record
GCGGUGGAGAGCGGGAGGGGGCGAGUGCGGCAGGGCGUGCGCGGCAUGGCUUGAAGGAGCCGCGCUCCGGCCGCAGCAGCGCGGGGCAGACGGCGAGCAGGGCGCCCCACAGACCAGCCGGGGACCGGGAGGGGGCUUGUCCUGCCCCCGGCUCCCUCCCUACCACGGGCAGGUGAAAACAGGGAGAAGAGCAGGCACAACACGAUCAGCUAAUACAACAUGGACCAUCACACCACAGUUUGAAAACUGCUGGUCACAUUUGACCUGAGGAAAUACUUACUGGGAAGGAAGAUAUACUAGAGCCUCCAUAUUCUAUUUAUAUCAGAUUUGACUCCAGGAGAAACAUGGGCAAUUUCAAAGGCCAUGCCCUCCCUGGGAGCUUUUUCCUCCUCUUUGGCUUGUGGUGGUCAGUGAAGUACCCACUAAAGUACGUAUGCCGAAAGAACAAGAAUGCUUGCUACCUUGGUUCCAGGGCAGGAUUUCAGCGCCUGGAAUUCAUUGAGGGGAUCAUCAAAGCAGUGUUUGCCCUGAUUGGUAUGAUUGCGGAGCAGUUUGUUCCUGAUGGACCUCAUUUGAAGUUGUAUAAUUAUGAAGAAAACCACUGGGAUCACUUGUUGAACUGGCAGCAUGCCACCAUGUAUCUAUUCUAUUGCAUCUCAGGGCUGGUUGAUAUUGUAGCUUAUGGAACGAAUGCAUUGCCAGUGGCCAUGGAUAGGAUGAUGCUUUCAUUAGCUGUUUUUGUGGAAGGUUUCCUCUUUUAUUACCACAUACAUGGAAGAGCCAUGUUGGAUCUUCAUGUUCAUCAGUUACUAUUAGUGGCUAUCUUUGGUGCAGCUAUUUGCAUAUUUCUGGAAGUCUUUUUCCGCGGUAGCAUUGUACUAGAGAUGCUCCGUACAAGUCUGUGCAUACUGCAGGGCAGCUGGUUCUGGCAGAUUGGCUUUGUACUGUAUCCUCCAAAUGGAAGCCCAGAAUGGAACCAAAUGGAUCACAAUAAUAUGAUGUUCUUGACGAUGUGCUAUUGCUGGCAUUAUGCCUUUGCUUUUCUUAUACUUGCAGUGAACUACACCAUUGUCAGCUGGAGAGUUCGUUCAAAGAUUAAGCAGACUCAGUCUGUGGAGAUGGGAUUACUGAAAACAGCUGAGCGAGAUCAGGAAUCAGAAGAUGAAAUCUAGUAUAAAUUCUGUUUUACCAGUUUGCUGCCUUGAGUAUAUUAGGUUCAUUGUUACCUCAUUCCUAGAUGUGUUUACCACCUUGUUCAUUUCUUAUAUCACUCACUAUGCAAAAAGCAUCCUUUGAGUACUGUAUAGUUCUACUGGAUUGCAUUCUUGUCUGCAGAGAGGAAGUAAUUUGUGGAAUUUUUGUUAGUACCUUAUUUCUCACGUGCUUCAGUAAAAAAAUAUUUUCUUGUUAUCCAAAUUUAUAUUGGAUUGGGUGAUUACUGUAAAUCAGUCAGUUCAAACUCAUUAGUUGCUGAGUGAUGUUCUGCUGCUGCUGUUGGAGAAGCUAAUAGAUUUCCAUGUAUUAAGAUCCCCAAAAAGCUAUUUUGUCUGAAUUGUGCAUAAAAGAACAGUGUAGAUCCUAAAAAGAAUGGAAAAAGCACAAGCAUACAAAUUGGUAGAAAAGUCUUACAUUUACAUUGUUGAAUAUAUCAAAGAAUGUCAUUGCUCAUUAGAUAAUUAGUUUAUUACCAUAUGUAUUCAUUUCAAUUUCAAUGAAAUGAUCAGUUUUAAAAAAAGACUACCUGUCAUUAUGAGAAGCUACCUAUUCCAGGGCCCCCUUCUUACCCUAGGUGUCCCAGUACAGUGACUCUACUUUCUACGGCAGGGAAAACAACUUCUUAUAGAAGGGUUGCUGUGUGUUGAGUAGAGCAACAGCUGACAUUCCAGUUCAUUUUUUACCCCAAUGAUUGUUUUUCCCUCCAUGCAGUUUGGCGGGAUUUCAGCAGGGCACAGGAGCAGUUGCAUGAUGACACAUGGUGCAUAAAUGUGCGUGCUAGGCUCAGCGUUGAUAGCAGGUGUGCUUGCAUACAGCCCAUGGCAGAGAUACCUGCACUGUUCCCCCUGCACUUCUUGCAAAUACUGAGCGUCCUGUAGAGCAGUGUGCUGCACAUAACAAAUGUUUUCUCAAUUUUAACUUUAUUUGUGCAAUGAAGCAAUAGUUGAAUUUAAAAUAGUUUUAUUGGACAAAUUGAAGCCCAGUUCUUUGAAGUGCAGGGUGCCUUCAGCUGCUGUUACAGAAAAGAUGUGCCUUGAUAUCAGGUGUAGGAAUAGGAAAGGAAUGAUAUGUGGCAAAAUUUUAGUGAGCUGUAUUGCAUGCAGUUAUACUGCCCCCAGAGGGUGGAACAUAGGAAGUACAACUAUGACCCAAGGUUAUUCUUUAAAAGACUGCAGUUGCAGUUGGACAUGAGUGGGCAUUUGCUCUUCAACAAUUUAUUUUUUUGUAGGGUCUGCUUGUUAGAGUAUAGAGCAGCAGUUUCCAAUCUGUGGUACAGGUACCACCAGUGUUAUAAUUACUUUAUAUGACAAAAAUUUAAUGGUGGUACUUGGGUUGAUCUUAAAAAUGUGUUGGUGGUACUUAAGGUUGUAUUGUUUUAAAUUGGUAGUGUGCAAUCUGUCAGAGUUUGGGAACCGCUGGUAUAGAGUACAAUAGGAAUCCUUCGGGCAGUGUUACACAGAAAUCAUCAAUGCUAGGUCAUUUACUCUGCACAAACCUCCUUGUUUUCUAGAAUGCUUCCUUUAAAAAUAUUUAUUAAAGUAUUACACUCAUUGCAUUUAAAAACAGAAAGCUGCGGAGGAAUAUGUUUUAUAAAGGAAGUUCCAGCCCAUUGAGACUGGAACUGGGGAAGUAUGUUUUUUUCUUAUUACACUAAUGUUUUUACAAUAUACUCCUUGGCUAGAGCGCAGUUCUGCUUUCUGAUAUACGUCAUCCUUUUCACUGGCAACUGUGAGUUGUGGGGGCAGGAUUUGGUCUUUAUGUGUGUGAUAGUCUUCUGGAUUAUCCUUGGGCCUUCAUUGUAAAGCUUAAUAUAGUUUAAAAUCAAAUUGCAGCAGGACUAUCACAUAAAAAUCUAUUUAUCAUAAUUUAUAGAUGAAAGGGAACACAGGAAUAAGAAAAACUCAAGACACUUUCUUUUGUAUAGUUACUUCACUUUUAAAUUUACAGAUGCACUACAAGAACCUAGGCAGACUAGGUUCUUUGAGUUAAUCUGAUGUGUUUUUUAGACUAAUUUAAAUAGUUGGAAAACAAAUUUUUAAGCAAGCUUUCAGGUUCAAAAACCCUUCAUCAGGCUGAGACAAAGAAAGAACCUUGUCUGCCUAUGUCCUUAGAUUAACACGGCUACAAGAACCUGUUUUUUUCAGGGAAUCCUAUCUUCAGCUGCUGGUGUUUCAAGAGUGAAGCUAUAGAAGACUAAGUUUUACAGAGAUCUUCCAGGCCAAGCUAAACUUUAACAUCUUUAACUCGGAACUAAAUUUAAAAUGUUGCAUGCAUUAAAAAGCAUGGUGCUCAGGUAUUCCCCACAUUCUUCUCAAUACUGUACAAAUAAUUCACAUAACUCAGGGCUACCUUGAAGUGGGCUGAGCCUUGAGUAUGUUAAAGGACACAGCCUGUUUGGAGUGUCUCUUUAGAAUGAAAAUUUUAAUUGGUUAUUUUUUAAUUUAUUUUAAUCCCCAUCAAGUGUCGGGACAGGCUGAUGCUUGUAGUUAAAAAAUACAGUUAAGAACAAAGAUAAAGCCUGAUUUAUACCCUGAGAACAGUGUGCUCCCAAACUUUUUAUUUGUUUAGGUACUCUGUGAAAUGGGAAAUUUGGACCCCAGAGCCUAACUUCACAGUACGUGUCUAUUGAUCCCGCCAUUAUUUGCUCUUAAGUGCUUUCCUUUGGUAAGUCUCGUAGGUCUCUGCAGCAGUAAGGCGGCCUGCCUCAGGACACUCCUGUGAAUUAGGUAUCUGUGUUUUCAUGUUCCAUAUUCAUUGGUAUUUCCCUAUCAUCAUGUCUAAGUUUUUUUUUUACAGCAGCCCAUGGCAUUAUCUUCCUAGUGGAAAUAAUACCUACCUCUUAAGACUUGUGUGGCACAUGGGGUCUAAUCUCACAUUAGUUAUACUAAUUAUAACCCCAUUAAAAUCAAAUGAUCUGCUGGCAUCAAUUAAAGGACAUUUCCAUUGGCAUCAGUGGUAUUUUGGCUAUUUAUAUCAGCCAAAAAUUUGAAGCAGCAUGGUUGUCAUUGAAUCUGACUAUAAUGUAAAAAGAUGUUUUAUUCUCUUUCCUUGAAAUCUUAUGUAUAAAAGGAGCUACAUUUCUGAUAUAGAUAAUACUACUGAACCAGUGGCUGCAAUUGUUAAGAAAAGGAGAUAAAACAAAGUACAGUCCUUUAACUGUUCGAGUAUACAAUACAGGGAACAUCUCUUGCAGUUACCAUUCCAAUAGUUGAAUGAUAUUGUUAAAAUAUAGAACCUUGGGGUUUAUUGGAGAAACUUGGGUUGGCAAUGAAUCCAACUCAUUUGACAGAGUGGGCCCAAGGGUGAGUUAAAUAUUUCAGUAACCUGCACUAGUUGUAAAACUAGAGGGGAUUUAACAUUGUUUUCCUUUUUAAAAACCUUGCUGUUUUCAUGCUGAUCUGCUAAGACAGUGAGAGCUGGUGUUGGAACAUGAGGGCCAGAACUGGGAAGGGAAAGCUGGGCACACACUCUCUUUUAGACAGAUUGUCUCUGAUGAGACAAGAAGUGGGUACCCAUGAGAACUCUUCUUUUCACUUUCUCAGUUCUGAGAAUCUUUGACUGAACUCCUGGAAGUACCCAUAUUCAUGGAACUAAGUUGUGGCAUGAUUCCAGCAACCGUGAUAGAACUGGAUGUUGUUGCUGCUUUUGUCACAUGCUCCAUUACAGUUGUCAUGUAGGAAACCCAUGUAUGAUUCAGUCUCCUGAGAGGGAUGGCCUGCAUCUUCCUGUGCUAGAUUCGGCGGGUGCUGCGUAGAAUAAUUGGAAAGUUAGGAAAACUAAGAGUGUCUGAUGCAGUUUGCCCUCUAGGAAUUCAAAGAAACUACAGGAAUCACUUGCAUAUAAAAUACUUUUUCUUACUAGCAAAAUUGGCAUUGCAACUUGCUAAAAUUAAAAAAAUUAAAACAUUUCAUAAUGUCUAGUGCUUUCCUUCCAAGUUUUCCCAUAUCUUAUGUUUGCCUUUGCUAAAUCUGUCUUUUUGGCAAGUAGCUUGCUUUACUGUAUAGAUAGACCUAAAUCCUACAUUUUAACAGGCAGGAAGGCAUACCUUGUAAUCCAAAUCUCAGUUUCAGUACUGAUUCUACUACUGUAAUGGAUCAAACCAGAACAGAGCACACCUGCAUCACGCAUCUUGGCAUUUAAAAUGCAUAACUGGAAUUUUUCAGCUCAGGCCAAUUCCUCCUCUAAAACUAGUGAUUUAUUGGCUGCUCGUGGUUCUUCUGAGUAGCUUUUGACAUAGAGGGGUGGAACUUGCCAAGUGGUUAGAGUUGUCACUUAAGUGUGAAUUGAAGGCAGUCAUAACCUAGUGUAAGAUGGCUUGCAGGUGUAUGGUGAGGAUGUUCAACAUGACUGGGUGGCAUUUCUGUCUCCCUAGUUCUCAAAUAGUAUAUUACAAUGCUGAAUUGAAAUGAAGCUUAAUUUAUUAGAGCAGCAGUUCCCAACCCUGGGUCGUGACAAAAUGAGGGUCGCAGGAGCAAUGCCAACGGUGCUGCAUGGAAAAAACAAGCCGUGCCACAUGCUGGGAGCUCCCUUGCCCCUGCCCCUGGGUCACUGCCACUGCCACACUGAGCUCCCAGCAGUAGGUUGUGGGGGGGAAAAAAGGUUGGGAACCACUGUACUAGAGGCUAACUUCAAUAUAGGCACAACUAUUUGAUGCCAUGAUAUAUAAUGUCUCGCAUCUGGAGAAAUAUGUAUUGACAGGAACAUAUCUUACAGCCUGAUGUUCUGAAAUUCUGGACUACCAAUCCAGAGGUCUGGUGCUACCGUGCUCAAAUACAAACAAGAGACUAUAGUAAUGUUUACAGUAUUUAUAGUAUACUCAACCUGUCUAGUAUUUUUUGUAAUAGCACAAUGAAUCUAACCAUCAUCUUUUAGGGAGGGCUGUUUUUUAAGUAGAAAGUUUCACUCAAGUGUUUUCAAAUGCUGUUCCUUACCAUGUAGCUAUUAUCAUUAAAUACAUUUGACCUUUGGCAUUUCUUUAUCAACUGUUAUCAUUUGAACUCAAGGAGUGGAUGGAGUCUAUCAAGUUUACAAAUGUCAUUUAAAAAAAAAAAGGUAACUGCUCUCGUAAAUAUUUAAAUUAUUGUUAAAUAUUGGUGCCUUUUAAAAAAUGAUAUAGUGGUUAACAAUAGACAAGAUGUGCCUAUAAUUGUAUUUAAAUAAAAUCAAUUUAUUCAUCUA